AUGGCGGAAGAGCUGCGAUCCAUGUGGAACGAGCGCCAAGGGCAGCCAAGAGCCGGCCCCAGCCUGGGAACGGCCUCUAAACUUGAUCCUGCUAAUGUAACCUUGUGUUCUCUCUCUUCUUGCAGUAGUAUCUUACCUUUGAGUAACUGUCCCCAGCUGCAGUGCUGCAGGCACAUUGUUCCAGGGCCUCUGUGGUGCUCCGAUGCCCCUCACCCACUGUCGAAGAUCCCCGGUGGGCGAGGGGGUAGCAGGGAUCCUUCUCUUUCAGCUCUGAUAUAUAAGGACGAGAAGAUCACUGUUAACCAAGAUGUCCCAGUGCAUGAAGGGAAGCCUCAUAUUGUCCACUUCCAGUACAAGGUCACAGAGGUGAAGACCUCUUCCUGGGAUGCAGUGCUCUCUAAUCAGAGCCUCUUUGUGGAAAUCCCCGAUGGAUUAUUAGCUGAUGGAAGCAAAGAAGGGUUAUCAGCACUGUUGGAAUUUGCUGAAGAAAAAAUGAAAGUAAACUACGUCUUUAUUUGCUUCAGAAAAAGCAGAGAAGAUAGAGCUCCGCUCCUGAAGACAUUCAGCUUUUUGGGCUUUGAAAUCGUGAGGCCUGGUCACCCCUCUGUCCCAUCGCGACCGGACGUGAUGUUCAUGGUGUACCCCCUGGAUCAGAACUCUUCCUCUGAUGAAGAAUAGCUGCAGCAGGGGACUUCAGUUCGAUCUGAAAAUGCUUUUGAGGGGAGAGAGGGUUAAAUCUCCUUUCUUGAGGAAAGGGAAAACAAGCUUCUGUUGGACUGAAACUGCAUUUCUCAUUGUUAGAUUGGCCUGUGUAUCCUCAGAGUUGACUAUCUCAUUGAAAUGUGUUGCCUAGAGAACUAUAUAUACACACAUGUAAUCACCAAAUAGUAAAUGGAAGAUGUUUAUGAACUGGCAUAGGAGCUCUUUACAUACAGCUGUGUGGUGUGUUAGCCUAGAGGCACCUCGUGCCCAGGCCGUGCGUGGGAGCCUGGCAGUGUAGGGUUCAGUAUCAACUCCUUGACUUUUCUAAAUCAGUGUUGGUUCUUUCCUGAUCACCUGAUGUGUGGCGUGUGCUCAUCUGACGGACUACCUGUUUAUUUUCACUCAGACUCUUAAGAAUAAGGCAUGUUUUUUGAGUGUUAGACACAUGGAAGAGAUGUGCUUGAGUUAACUUUUAACACUACAUUAAAACCCCUGUGCGUCUCUGCUCUGGGGUAACUGAUGCUGUUUAACUGGUUUAACUUUUUUUUUAAACUUCUUGCUCUUCCAGCUUUUGUUUAAGCAGUCUUACUCUGUUCAAUGUUACCACUGCACUAUCACAGCAUUCAAUAAAAGGGGCAUUCAGAUUAACUUCACACAGCUGGGGCUGCUUAUUUAAAAGGAAAAGAGCCUUUUUGUAGGCCUCCCUUAAUGCUGCAAUGGUACUCUGCUUAUAUAGGGUCAAGUGAGUGUUCAGAGCAAUAUCUCUAGUCUUGGGGAACGUUUCCUUACCUACCUGAGGUGUGAUGGUUUUGAUGGUCCAAAGAGCCUAAAAAGCUCACACCUUUAGUCUCUUCCCAAGGACCGGUAAGGAGCAGGCCCUUGGCUGUUGUCACACCUCUUUUCUUCCUCCUGACCUUUCCAAAGAGAUCUCAAGACACUGAGAUAAUGGCUGUAUCCAAACCAAAGGGAAUCGUGUGCAGGGACAGGUGUGGAAGGCAGCUCUGCUAGUAACAUGCCCUUGUGCAGAUGGUGGGACAGUUCUCCCAUCCUGGGGAUCUCCCAGAGGAGGCUGGAGGGGUGUCUGUGGUGGCACUGCUAGCUGUAGCUCACGUUUCAAUCCUGCCACUUCUAAUGCUGGAGAAUGAGGUUGUGCUCUUGUCUUCAUGCCAUUUGGAUGUAACCUGGCUGGCUUUCUUUGAAUGCCACAUGAGAAGGGUGUAUUUAUAAACUGUGCCCUGGA
Molecule: messenger RNA, 1942 nt
Organism: Struthio camelus australis
Lineage: Eukaryota; Metazoa; Chordata; Aves; Struthioniformes; Struthionidae
Source: RefSeq, a predicted model, not a curated record